This is a messenger RNA of Naegleria gruberi, 2154 nucleotides long. RefSeq lists its product as uncharacterized. The record is from RefSeq and is a predicted model, not a curated record. The coding region runs from base 1 to 2154 and encodes 717 amino acids. The transcript has a single exon. NCBI's taxonomy places the organism in Eukaryota, Heterolobosea, Eutetramitea, Acrasida, Naegleriidae.
AUGCCACCAAAGUCUGCACUCAAAUCGCCCACUGCAAACAACAAGAAGAGAAAAUCAAGCCUUGUCUCACCCUCCCGAUCCAACACUCCCAAGAAGGACGACACUAAACAACUCAGGCUCGACACCUUCUUCUCCAAACCAAAAGUGAGAAAGAUUGAAGUUGAAGAAACAAAGGCUAUUGUUGUGGAAGCCUUCUCUGCUCCUCCUCCUAUUGAAGAAGUUGUAUUGGAUGAUGAAUCAUCUGUUGAAUCGCCAGUACCACUCAACAUACAACAGAAUGUCAUUAUUAUGGACGAAUUGUCCUCUGAUUCGACAACUUCCUUAUCAUUAUCUUUGUCAUCUUCAUCAUCUUUGGAAUCUAGAGCUGAUGAUCGAAGCAAUGAGAAGAAUAUUGAGGAAGUGAUCAAGCCUUCCGAAUCUUAUUCAGAAGCACAAGUUGUGGAUGAAGUAAUGAUUGAAAUGUCACAAACCUCUAACAAGCUUUCACCUGUAAAUACUGAAGAUAGCAUGGAUUUAUUCAAUGAUGAUUGUUAUGCACAGUUUUGUAAGCCUUCAGAAAACAAGCCUGUCAUUGAUUUUUCAUUUGGCAAUGUCAUGUCCUUUGAUUAUGAGGCUGAGAAGAGAUUACUUGAAGAACAUAAAAGGGAAGUGGCUGAAAGUUUCAAAAUUCAACAAAUUAACAAGGAAUUGAAUGAACAAAUUAGACAACUCGAGGAAGAAUCAACUAAGAGACAAUUGGAAAAGGAACAACAAACUCCUACGAAUAAGCAAAAGAUGGAGAGUAUGAAAAAGAUGUUGGAAGAUGAAGGUAUCACUGAUAUUGAUGUUUCAAUUCUUGAUUCUCAAGAAUCUAAUGAAGAUUUCCUAAAGGUCUAUCUCUAUACUACCUUACCAGAGGAAAUUCAAAGAUUUUACAUUUUCGAUAUUGCAAAAGUAUUGAGAAGAGAAUUCAAGAAUGGAGAAUCAUUUGAAAGUCUCUCACAAAAGGUUGAGCAAUACAGCCAAUUCUCUGUUGAAAAUUACAAACACAUCUCCAGAAAUGUAUCACACAAAUUGACUGCUGAACAAACAGAAGCCUCAAGUUUACUUUUCACAAAGUUCUCCUCCGUGGAAGAGUUCCAGGAACUGCUCGACGAGUUUGGAGUCAACCUCACCAAACAAAAUCAAAAGUUUGAAGUGAUUUGUCCUGAGGAAAUUGUACCACUCUACAAUGUUCUUCAAACCAAUUCCAAGACAAUUUCCUUCCUCAUCAAGAAGAUGAUUCAAUUCCAACUCAAACAACCAUGCAACGACAUUUCAGUAUUUCUCAUUACCUUAUUUAUUUGUAUGAAUAGAUGUGUUCCUCAAAGUAUGGUUCAAUACAUUCAAGGAAACAUUUUCAAUCCAUCCUCUGUACAGAUAUCCCAAGAAUUGAAGGAAAUCUUUGAUUCUUCUCUUUCAAAUUACUUGUUUAGCAAUUCCCUCCUGAGAGAUUUUAACAAUUGUAUGAAGUCUUCACUCAAUCCUACCAAUAUCAACACCGUUGUAGAAAUGGUGCUGGAUAAAUUUGGUUUCUUUACUAAUGUUCCUUCCCUAGAUUUGAAUCAAGUUACUCAUCACUCACUUCUUCAGACUACCAAGCACUAUUUCCCACCUUGCUUUUCUCAAUUCGUUAAAUCCAAACCAUUUUUCAACAUGUCUCAAGCUGUGAGAGACCUCUUCAAGAAGAUGUUUUUACUCAUUUUGACUCAGGUUACUAAUUAUCAAUUACUUUCUAAAGAUACAAUUCUCUCCUACGAAGGUAUUCCACCAACUGAACAACUUAUUCCCCUAUUGAAGCAUUCACUGGAAUUCAUGCGAAAUCUGUCUGAAGAGUGCCCAGUUGGAAACAAUGCCAAUUAUGCUUGCCUGCACAUGUUCGAAACAAUGCUCUCCAUGCUACAAUGCAUUUUCGAUAAGACAAUACCAAAGAAUUUGAAUGAAGUGGAACAAGAAUUCAAAGAGGUGUGCUCUUCCUUUUCACAGAGCUUGUCAGACAUAUUACCAGUUGAAAACUAUAGAUUCUUUGCCAAUUUGCAACUAAUCCCAUUCCUUGAUAGUCUGUUCCCAUCGAAAGUCAACAUUUCUGGAUCUGGCAUUGUACAAAAGACUAUUUCUUCAAUGAUUAAGAAGUAG